Messenger RNA from Colletotrichum aenigma, 1251 nucleotides. Its product is annotated as Aspartate aminotransferase. Gene Ontology annotation, biological process: L-aspartate biosynthetic process. NCBI's taxonomy places the organism in Eukaryota, Fungi, Ascomycota, Sordariomycetes, Glomerellales, Glomerellaceae. Gene Ontology annotation, molecular function: pyridoxal phosphate binding; L-aspartate:2-oxoglutarate transaminase activity. The record is from RefSeq and is a predicted model, not a curated record. Gene Ontology annotation, cellular component: cytosol. The transcript has 2 exons. The coding region runs from base 1 to 1251 and encodes 416 amino acids.
AUGGCGCCCGUAUCAACGACAAACUUCCCCGCCAGCACGGUGCCCCAAGCUCCCGAGGACCCCCUCUUCGGCUUGAUGGCCGCCUACAGGGCCGACCAGAGCAAGGACAAGGUCGACUUGGGCAUUGGAGCUUACCGCGAUGACAACGCGAAGCCUUGGGUCCUGCCCGUCGUCAAGAAGGCCGACGAGAUCCUCCGCAACGACCCUGAACUCAACCACGAAUAUGCCCCCAUCGCCGGUAUCGUCAGCUUCACCUCGAAGGCCAACGAGCUGAUGCUCGGCGCCGACUCGCCCGCCAUCCGCGAGAAGCGCACCACCUCCGUCCAGACCAUCUCCGGCACCGGUGCCGUCCAUCUCGGCGCCCUCUUCCUCGCCAAGUUCUACAAGGGCAACCGCACCGUCUACAUCUCCAACCCGACAUGGGCGAACCACAACCAGAUCUUUGGCAAUGUCGGCCUCCCCAUCGCCCAGUACCCCUACUUCUCCAAGCAGACAAAGGGCCUCGACUUUGAGGGCAUGAAGGCCGCCAUCUCCGCCGCUCCCGACCGCUCCAUUAUCCUCCUCCACGCCUGCGCCCACAACCCCACGGGCGUCGACCCGACUCAGGAGCAGUGGAAGGAGAUCGCCGCCCUCCUGCGCCAGAAGAACCACUUCCCCUUCUUCGACUGCGCCUACCAGGGCUUCGCCUCCGGCAACCUCGCCCGCGACGCCUGGGCCGUCCGCUACUUCAUCGAGCAGGGCUUCGAGCUCCUCAUCGCCCAGUCCUUCGCCAAGAACUUUGGCCUCUACGGCGAGCGCGCCGGCUGCUUCCACUUCGUCACCGCCCCGGCUUCCGACGCCGCCGACACCACCUCCCGCAUCGCCUCCCAGCUUGCCAUCCUGCAGCGCUCCGAGAUCUCCAACCCCCCGCUGUACGGUGCCCGCGUCGCCAGCACCGUCCUCAACGACCCCGCCCUGUUCGCCGAGUGGGAGGACAACCUGCGCACCAUGUCCGGCCGCAUCAUCGAGAUGCGCAAGGUCCUGCGUGCCAAGCUCGAGGAGCUCGGCACCCCGGGCACCUGGAACCACAUCACCGACCAGAUCGGCAUGUUCAGCUUCACCGGUCUCAGCGAGGCCCAGGUCUUGAAGCUGCGCGAGGACGCCCACGUCUACAUGACCAAGAACGGCCGCAUCAGCAUGGCCGGUCUCAACACGAGGAAUGUCGAGUACUUUGCCAAGGCCGUUGACAAGGUCGUUCGCGAGUCGCAGUAG